AAGGAAAGCGGAGCAGCGGGCGAGUUUCUGAGCGUUGGUCCGACAGGAGGCGCUGCGGCUCCUGGGCUCUUACCCCCUGGCGGCGGCUGCUAAAGAGAGGCGAGUUUCCUGAGAGAUAGAAGGAGGAUCCUCCCCGCUGCAGCGGCAGACUGUCAUCGGGGCUCUCGAAUCAUGGAGUUGCGAGCCGAGCUUUUAAAAUCUAUCUGGUACGCCUUCACGGCCUUGGACGCGGAGAAAAGCGGCAAAGUGUCCAAAUCUCAGCUGAAAGUGCUCUCUCACAACCUCUACACUGUGCUUUGCAUCCCUCAUGAUCCUGUGGCACUGGAGGAACACUUCAAGGAUGAUGAUGAUGGGCCAGUAUCAAGUCAGGGGUAUAUGCCAUAUCUCAACAAAUACAUCCUGGAUAAAGUAGAAGAAGGUGCUUUCGUCAAAGAGAGUUUUGAUGAGCUUUGCUGGACAUUGACAGCAAAGAAGAAUUACAAGCCAAACCGGAAUGGGAACAGUGUUGUACCCCAUGAAGAUGCUUUCAAACUUUGGUGUCUCUUUAACUUCUUAUCGGAAGACAAGUACCCUCUUGUUAUGGUUCCUGAUGAGGUGGAAUACCUCCUGAAGAAGAUCUGUACAGCCAUGAGCAUUGAGCUCAGCAGUGGUGAGUUAGAGGACUACUUUUCCCAAGAAGCCCAACAACAGAGUGGUUUGACAGUCUGGCAAUUUCUUGACUUGGUUAACUCAGGCCGGUUUUUACGGGGAAUUGAGCGUGAGGCCAUUAGUAUGGCUGUUGAAGAGGUCUACCAGGAGAUCAUUGGAGAUGUGCUCAAACAGGGCUAUCUGUGGAAGAAAGGUCAUCUGAGGCGGAACUGGUCUGAGCGAUGGUUCACCCUAAAACCCAGUGAUCUCUCUUACUAUGUGAGUGAGGAACGGAAGGAGAAAAAGGGGAGCAUUUCUUUGGACAGAAACUCAUGCGUGGAGAUCUUGCCCGACAAGGAUGGGAAACGGUGCAUGUUCUGUGUAAAAACAGCUUCUCGGACUUAUGAAAUGAGCGCCUCCGACACCCGGCAAAGGCAGGAGUGGACUCUUGCCAUCCAGAUGGCGAUCCGCCUCCAGGCAGAGAGCAAGAAGUCCCUGCACAAGGAUUUGAAGCAGAAGAGGCGGGAACAGCGAGAGCAGCGAGAGCGAAAGAAGGCCGCCAAGGAGGAGGAGAUGCAGCACCUGAAGCAGCUGCAGGAGGAGAAGGAGCGCAAGCUGCAGGAGCUGGAGCUGCUGAAGGAGGCCCAGCGCCAGGCCGAGCUCUUGCUCCAGGAGGAAGAGCAGCGGCGCCAGCAGCAGCAUGAGGAAAUGCAGAGGAUGCUGGAGAUACAGUUGCAGGAGGCUGAACAGGCUCGUGCUAACAUGCAGGCUGAGAUGGUUCUGAAAGAGGCAGAGGCGGAACGUCAGCGCAAGCGCAUCACAGAACUGGAGGAGAUGCAACAACGACUCCAAGAUGCACUGCAGCAGGAGGUUAAAGCUCGUCAGGAUGAAGAGUCUGUGAGAUAUGCACAAGCCAGGCUGUUGACUGAAGAGGAAGAAAAAUUGAAGCAGUUGAUGAAGCUGAAGGAAGAGCAGGAGGAGUACAUCAUCAAGGCCCAACAUGAAAAGCUGGUCCUCAAGCAAGAGAUGGAAAACAAGAGCAAGUUUCUGGAAGAGGCCCAACAGCAGCUGGAAGAAGUGAGAGUUAACAGAGAAAGGGUGGACCAGGACGUCAUGUUGGCCCAGCAGAAGCUCCAACAAGCCAGCACGAAUGUAAAACACUGGAAUGUUCAGAUGAAUCGGCUGAUGCACCCCAUUGCCCCAGGAGACAAGCGUACAGCAGUGAGUGGAGGGUUCCCUGGUUUCAGUCCUGCACUCCUGUCCAGGAGAGAUUCCUCCCUCAAACUGAAGCAGAAUCUGGAAAAGAAGAAAUCUGAUGAUUCUUUUAUGAAGAAUGGAAACCAGGAAAACCUAAAUGGAGAGACUGAGAAGCAGCUGCAGGCAUCUGAUAAGAAAAAUCCUAGUUCAGAAACUCUCUGAUUAGCUACAGAAGUGAUGCAAACCCACUUGUUGAAGUUUAGGGACCAGGAAUUAGACACCACAACAGCCUGAAAUAGCUGUGGUUAUAUACAUAUGAGUACUGAACAGAUGUAAAGAUUGUAUAGGGAAGUAUGGUGAUGAUUCUAGCACCUGAUGUAUAUAAAAUGGACAGAAUCCAAAAUACAUGAAUAUGGUUCUUUGGGGUUACAGUUCCCACUGUGGCACACUUUAUUUGGCCUCAGCAGAAGAUGAGAAAUCCUGGUCACACUGUCUCAUACUUUGCUCUUACUGGCACGAGGAAUUCCUAACGGCUGCUGUUGCUGGUUACCACCACUGUAAUAUGCCAAGAAGUUUGUCAUUCAUUCUCUUUAAAAGUUUUUUUUUUUAAUGGUAAAAUCUAUAUUAUGCACUAUUGUGGUUUGGAAUAUGUUCAUAUAAAAAAACUAGGCCCUGUUUCUUCAGGGUAAUAUUGUUUAAUUUCUGCUUCUUUCAUUAAUCUUUUAUUAUUUGGCAGCUGAAGCUACUGAACACGUACAGCCAGAGUUUGUGUAAUGAAUUAUGUUUCUAACUCUCUUGAAACCAAUCGGCAACCUUGUCAAAGAGGUUGUCUGGAACAAUCAACUUCAGUGGACAGCUGUGUAAUAUAUAGUAUGAAUUUUAAACUGAAAAUCUGUACUUUUCUUUAGCAAGCAUUAUGAAAUAUAUGCCCCUUUUGUUUCCAAAAUGCAAAGAGCCAGCUAAGAAUUCUUUAGAGAGAGGAAAGGCCCUGGAAGAUCCAUCAUAACAUUUUGCAGAGGGGCCACAGCUGGUGUCCUAAGAAGAGUCUCUUAUAAAAGCAACUGUAAAUAGAAUUCCUGGUGCGUAAUCGGGGGGGGGGGAUGGAGAGUAGUAAGAAAGGCAAGGGAAAGGAAGGAUUAGUGGAAGACAGGGUGGGAAAGUGAAGGAGAAAGAUAUUAUGCUCCAGCGUAAGAAAAGAGUUCUAACUAAAUAGAAGUAGUUAAAAAAAAGUUUGAAGUGGGGACCUUAUCUUUGCACUAUAGCAUGAUAAAAUGUGAACCUAAUCACAGAAAUAAGUCCCACUGAAUGCAAUGGGACUUACUCCUUACAAAGUAUAUUUAGAAUGGCAACCUAGGAAUCGGAAAGAUUAAUAGUAGUUUCUCAGAGCAGAAAGUGGUACGAGUGGUAUGCACCCUCUUUUGUCCCACAGUUUUUGCAGGGUCCGAAGCACUACAAAAAAGCCUGCAAACCCUGUUUGACCAGGGAUACACCAUGAGCAAUGAUGGUUCUGACAUACCAGCUUCAACUCUCUGAAAAACAAUUGUCAGGGUACAGUCUCAAUAAAAAUAAUCUAAGCUUUUAUCAAAUUCCUCUCCAUGUGUUUAAAUUUCAAUACUGGGGAGAAGAAUUCUAGUCUGGCCUUCUUCCUGAUAAGUUACUUUUAUGUGCAGGGAUUUCCCUCCUACCCUUCUCUGGAGCAUUCAGUAAUGCUCCUUCCCUACCUUCAGUGGAAAUGGGCAGCUGUUCCACUGUGUCUAAUACUUGUAAAAUGAAGAUCUUAAUCUUUAAAUCUUUAAUCUUUUAAUCUGUAUUUUAAUUUUUGUAGUAUUUAUUUUGUUUUUGCUGUGCUUUUCGUUGUUUGUUUGUAUAUGUUUUUGUAUUUUUAUUAUGAUAUAUUGUAUUUUAUUUUGUUUGUUCACCGC
Molecule: messenger RNA, 3746 nt
Organism: Rhineura floridana
Lineage: Eukaryota; Metazoa; Chordata; Lepidosauria; Squamata; Rhineuridae
Gene: DEF6
Product: DEF6 guanine nucleotide exchange factor
Exons: 11
Coding region: 172-2046 (624 amino acids)
Cellular component (GO): nucleus; cytoplasm
Source: RefSeq, a predicted model, not a curated record